GCAGUCGGAGCGCGGCGGCAGCGGCAGAGGCGCCGCGGCGGGGACCAGCCCAGAGAGACCCCCCGAGCCCGCGGCACAGGCGGCGGCGGCGCUGAGCGGGCUCGACCAGCCGAGCGAGCGGCGGCCCCGGCUCCUCCUCGUCCGGCGCCAGCAGCCCGCGCCCCGCGCCCGCACUCGGCCAGCCGAGACCCGCCUCCCGCCCGCCCGCCGGCCUCGUGAGGGACGCGCCGAGCCGGGCGGCCGAGAGCGGCGGCGGCUGGGAGCGCGUCGGGCCCGGGCGGAAAGUGCCUGCGGGGGGCGGGCGAGCGCGCGGUGCCGGCCGCCCCGGGGCUCGGCGCGGGAGCCAGAGCGGGAGCCGGCGCGGAGCGGGACGCCGGGUCCCGAGCGGCCCGCGGCCGGGGCUCGCCCCCGCCCCUCCCUCCUCUCCGGCGGCGGCGGCGGCGGCGGCGGGCGGAGUGAGCUGCGGAGCCUGGAAUAUGGUCGGGGAAAUGGAAACGAAGGAGAAGCCGAAGCCCACCCCAGAUUACCUGAUGCAGCUGAUGAACGACAAGAAGCUCAUGAGCAGCCUGCCCAACUUCUGCGGGAUCUUCAACCACCUCGAGCGGCUGCUGGACGAAGAAAUUAGCAGAGUACGGAAAGACAUGUACAAUGACACAUUAAAUGGCAGUACAGAGAAAAGGAGUGCAGAAUUGCCUGAUGCUGUGGGACCUAUUGUUCAGUUACAAGAGAAACUUUAUGUGCCUGUAAAAGAAUACCCAGAUUUUAAUUUUGUUGGGAGAAUCCUUGGACCUAGAGGACUUACAGCCAAACAACUUGAAGCAGAAACCGGAUGUAAAAUCAUGGUCCGAGGCAAAGGCUCAAUGAGGGAUAAAAAAAAGGAGGAGCAAAAUAGAGGCAAGCCCAAUUGGGAGCAUCUAAAUGAAGAUUUACAUGUACUAAUCACUGUGGAAGAUGCUCAGAACAGAGCAGAAAUCAAAUUGAAGAGAGCAGUUGAAGAAGUGAAGAAAUUAUUGGUACCUGCAGCAGAAGGAGAAGACAGCCUGAAGAAGAUGCAGCUGAUGGAGCUUGCGAUUCUGAAUGGCACCUACAGAGAUGCCAACAUUAAAUCACCAGCCCUUGCCUUUUCUCUUGCAGCAACAGCCCAGGCUGCUCCAAGGAUCAUUACUGGGCCUGCGCCGGUUCUCCCACCAGCUGCCCUGCGUACUCCUACGCCAGCUGGCCCUACCAUAAUGCCUUUGAUCAGACAAAUACAGACCGCUGUCAUGCCAAACGGAACUCCUCACCCAACUGCUGCAAUAGUUCCUCCAGGGCCCGAAGCUGGUUUAAUCUAUACACCCUAUGAGUACCCCUACACAUUGGCACCAGCUACAUCAAUCCUUGAGUAUCCUAUUGAACCUAGUGGUGUAUUAGGUAAGUUCUUCUCCCCAUGGGGUUAACAACAUUCUCUUUAUAAAUAUUUUUGCUCCCUCAGAUUUUGAAAUGAUUUUAUCAGUUUUAGAGAGGCAAGACAAGUUUGCAUUAGGGAAGACCGAAAACUAAAUUUUGUUUUAUUUCAGCCUCUCAUAAGGGUUCCCCUUUGAAAUAAUUGCACCUUAAAUUUAUUCAGAUCCACUUUGGUAACUGAGGUUCAGUUUGGUUGGGUAAAUCUGUUGUGUACAUUUCAACAAAUACUUUUACAUUUGACAUUACUGAGGUCAUUCUGAGUUUUAGGUCCCACCCCAUUGGCCCGUCACCUCCAUCAGCUCCACUUCUCAAACUUUAUUUGAGAUUUAUUUUAUCUCACAGGUUUGUGUAAUUGUUGGAAAAUUUUUAAACUUCUAAGUGAAAGUAGUCUGAGCGCUUUAUAAAAUUCAUAUUAUUGUGUGUGUUUUGUAAUAUUUGCGAUCACUUAAAAUAUCAGAUAAAUACAGUCAUGCAUCGCUUAACAACGGGGAUACAGUCUAAGAAUUGCCUUGUCUGGCAGUUUCAUCAUUUGGUGUACAUCAUAGAGUGUACUUACACAGACAUAGAUGAUAUCGUUUACUACACACCUAGGCUGUGUGGUAUAGCCAUUAUAAUCUUAUGGGACCACAUAGUAUAAGUGGUCCGUUGUUGACCAAAAUGUUGUUAUGCAGGCAUGACUGUAGUUGUAUUCUUAAGAUUUUUCAGUUCUUGUGUUUUGGAGUCCUAGUCAUAUUAAACAUGAGAGAUACUCUUAAUUUCAGUAGUACAGUAUGGAAUAGUUAAAUAAAUAGCAAAUCACUGAAUUCAGAAUCUCACUUAAGGCAGAAAUUAAAAUCAUAAUAUAAACGCUUGGUUUUACAUGAACAAAAAGUGGUGUGCUCGAAAAAGACAUUACUGAUGCCUUUUUUUUAUAGAGUGGAUUGAAAUGCCAGUCAUGCCUGAUAUUUCAGCCCAUUGACUUGCUGGAUGAAGGACUAGAAUACAGCAGCUGUUAUAACACGACCAGUCAAUGUGGAACAAACUGUUUCUGUGCAACCCCUUUGUUUUACCAGACAAAAUUUGAAUACUUUUUUUCCUGAAUUGUAUAUGACCUUGGUGCUGCAUGCAUGCUGUUGACUUUUAGGACUUUGAUCUUUUAAGGUUUUUUUUCCCCAGCAUUAAUAUUGAUUUAUAAAGAUUUGAAAAUCUUUAAUGAACUGGAGAACACUAAGAUUUAAACUCGAAAAUUCGUUGUUCAAGUAAAGAAAGCCAUGAUGCUCUGUAUGUUAUCUGUGUGUGUGCAUGCACUCAGGUGCCCUUUGUUUCAUGAACAAAUACAUUUCAUUGUACAUGUUUUCUGUUUAAAUCAUUGUAUAAAGUAAUUGCAGGUCAGAAUUAUACCACAGAACUGUUUAUGAGAGGCUUGUGUCUGUUGCACAUUUCUUGAAGCAUUUUUAAAAUAACAUGUAACCUGUAACCUUGUUGUUUAAGUUUUCUUUUCUAUUAAUACUCUGUCCUGUGGUCCCGUGCAUGCUCCUUUUCCCAGAACUCCUCUCUGCUGCACCCACAGCAUCUGUUCCCGAGGAGUUAUGACUCUUGACUUCCUGCAGGGCUGGGGCUCUUAGCCACCAGCUGCUGUUCCAGCACUUUCAGCGCAAGAUCUCCCUGAUUUUGCCACGUGGAAUUGUACUUGUAUAUGAUUACCUUAUCUAAAAUGAAUAAGAGGUGAUGGACCAGUUUACUGCUUAGAAAUAGCAAGAGGCACUGCAGUAAAACUUGUUUCUCAUUGUAAAGCUUCAUGUCUUUUGUUUGUUGGAAAAUUUUUACUUAUAGAAACUUAAUUAUUAGACUGGUAAAAUAAAGACCAAAAUAUGCAGAUUUCUAAUUGGCAUUCAUAAGGUGAAUAAUAAUAAGUGCCCAAUGAAAAAAUCUAUUAUGGUUAAUUUCAUUUCUUGCUUUGCCACCUAAGCAGUAAAACAUGAUAUUGACCACUUGGAGAACUCAGAAAAUUAUUUUAAAUUUCUAAGUUAUAAUAAAUUUGCACACAGAUAACAUGCAUGCUAUUUAUGUCACAUCUCACAUUAAAUUAUUUUAAAAUAAGCAGUGCCCUUCAAAACAGAUGCAGACAUGUGUGUUGGUAGUAGUGAGGAGAUUGGUAUUAGCAUCAAGUCUUCAUUGAUGACUAAUUUUUAAUUCCCUUCCUUUUAUCUUUAGGUAUGGCUUUCCCAACGAAAGGCUAAGAAUUCAAGAACGGUCUUAACUGAACCCUCAUCAGAUCUGAAUUUAACAAAUGCUUAGUCUCAGCAGCCUCCGGGGGAAAAAAGCUUAGCCUAGCAGUCAGUGACUUACUUGCACUUUUUGCACAUAGAUAUAAAGUAAAAUUAUGUUAUUAAUUUGGUUUAGUCUGUAAUAUUACACAGUAAUGGUAAUUUAUAAAGGAGUGUAUAGUAGUAUACUGACUGCUAAGUGUACUAUACUGUUUGCUUUACUAAUCACCUAAUUCAUUGCAGUUCAUACUUAUUGACUCAGAGUUUAAAACCACAAUCUGUAGGCUUUAAGAAUUGCUUUUAAACCUUUUUAAGUGAUAAACUCUUGAAGUGGUCUUAAGGUUAGCAAAUAAUUGUCUGUAUUAAACAUGGCGUUAUUUAAGUAGUCCUGCUGCAAGAAAGGCACUUCAGUGAAUAUGUGACUAGUAAAGCUUAAAUAUGUUUGGAUCUAAUAGAGCUCAUGAAAUACUGUAACUUGGGGAUUGUAAAUGAAUGGAUACAAUAGGUUAAGGCCCAAGAUGUUUGAAAUGAAUGCAAUAUUAAUAGAUGCAUAUAUACAUGACAUAUUGUGGUUAAUUUUAAAACUACUGUGCCUUAACGUGUUUCUUAAACUUUUGUAGUAAAUGAACAUUUGAAAUCCAUUUUGAUAAACCUGCUGUUAAUGUUUUUUCCCCCCUUGUGAAUGUUUUCUAACUUUGUCUUGGUAAUUGCAAUUUAACUAGGUGCGGUGGCUACUAAAGUUCGAAGGCACGAUAUGCGUGUCCAUCCUUACCAAAGGAUUGUGACCGCAGACCGAGGUUAGUUUAGUUCUGCAGUUCUUGUCUAUAAGAAAUGCGUUGGGUGUCCAUAAAAUUUGCAACACCACACCUGAUGGAAAAAUGUAAUUGCUUACCUGCACACAGUUUUUUUUCCUUUUCUAAAUUUGUUUGUGAUCAUUGACAGAUUUAAGGGUUGGGUUUUUUGUUUUGGUUUGGUUUUUUCUCCCUUCAUAUUUUAACUUAUUAAAUCUUCUAUUAUUAUGUACUAUGAUUUAUUCCUACUAAAACAUAAAUUAGUCAAUUUGGGGAGCUAUUAAAUUUUGAUGUUGCCUCAGUUAUUUUCAUUAAUAACUUUUGCUAAAAUUUACCUUUUAAAAGUUCUGAAAUUUGGGGUUGGUAUUGCAAAAUGAAUUGAACGGAUGGUGCUUUAAUGAGAGAAGUAAAGGAAUAUAUGCCUCCUGUGUACUUUUGGAGAAAACUGAAGAUUUAGUUUCCAUUUUUCUUUAUAAUAAAAUAUUUGAGCCACUGUAUAAACAUGAGGGUGCACAUGUCAAGUACUUAGCUAAAAUCAACAAAGUGAGGACUGUGAAGAUAACUUUCAUGUAGUUGGAUUUUUUUAUAUAAAUUAGAGCGUCAAUUCCCUUUUAUUCUUACAUUCUCUUGCCAAAAUGGAUCCUUUGAUUUUUGUCAUUUGCUGCUAAAAUAUAUUAUCUGAAGGUAAACUGUCUCUUGAAGUUCUGUGGUGGUAUGAGAUCCAGCUGUGUGAAUAUAAUUUUUGACUAACCUGUGACUGGAAAAUAAGUCUUCAUUUUUCUCCUUUACAACUUUUAUAAUUUGUGUCCUGUAUAUGCCCUUGGACCCUUUUAUAAAUUAUUUUUGCUUAUUGAGGAAUGGUAUUUUCGGUUUAUUGACAUUGAAUUGUUUUCUAAGUUUUUCCAUCACAAGAUAGGAAUAUCAAGCAUGGUAGUAAAAAAGGAUUUUUUACAAGUUUCUAUUAUGGCACAUUUGUUUCCUACAAAUUAAAUUGAUCAAAGUCUCAAAUAUUAGUGGAGGAAAAAGUGCUGGAUUUGUACUUCAAUUGUACAUCUUCUAUGAAUUUAUGAAGGACCUACCUGCUUUAUGUGAUUACCUUGAGUACUGAUGAUAAAUACUAGACACAGCUGUUGUCCACAUCAGAAAUAACAUGCCUUUCCCAAAGACAUUGUUAAUAUUUGUUUAGCAUAAUCCAUAAAGAACGUUGAAGACUUUUAAACUAAUGUAUUCAUCACUAACAGUGAUUGUUCAGUGAACAAAAUAGACCCCAGCUCCGUGGUCGUCUAUGAGGAUGGUAUUCCUUGUAAGUGUUCUGUAUGAGCACGUCUCAUAGGGAUGGGGAAGUUUUUUGGAAAGUCACUUGAGUUUUAAAGAAACUGGACAAUUCCAUGAAUAAUUUGAGGUUUUAUUCAUAUUGCUAAUGUCUACAAUUGUUCUAAAGAGUAUUUUAAAGUAGUUUUUUUCCCCCAGCUAAUCUUUCCCUAUGUAUGCCCCCUUUUAGGAGAUUUCUCACCAUUUUGCUUUAACACAAUAAUUAUUGGCCUACUUAAUACUCCAGUGCCUUGAGAUAGUUGGACAUAUUUUAGGAAGAUUUUAUUGUAUUUGGAAAAUUACGACACAUUCCAUGCAUGGAUCUUUUGUAGUUACGUGUUUUGAUUAGUCCUGUCACUGUUUUUAUUUAAAAUGCAGUGUCAGCAAACCGAAAUGCUCAUUUCUUUUUUAGUAACAGAGUACUCGUAUACUUAUCACUGUAUGCACUCAUUGGGUCUAAGGGAGAUGUCUGAAGUCCUUCACUUAAAUUAUUUUAUGAUACUACUGUUUUCUCUAUUUUUGAGGUUAAAAUUAUUUUAAAAAAAUAUUUUGAAGAGAAGUUUAUUAGUAUAAGCAUUCAUUUAAUGCAAAAAAACUCAGCCCUUGGACAUAUAACCAUGUAAUUCUAUAUGAACGUUUAGAGUACUACAUGGUUGACCAAUAUCUAGUUCUUUACUAAAAGUAAACUCACCUCUUUAUAUAUAUUUCAAAACUGAAUUUGAAGCCUAUUAGAGACCAACUGACCUUUUAGUUGUAAUGAACUGUAUGGUCUUGCAUGGUGACACACCUGUGUAGGAGGCCAAGACUUGGCAGAGGAUGUAGUCUAGGUGUCCUGGUAUAUAUAAAUGGUCACUCACUUCGUUUAUAUAUUCCACACUCAGAAAAGAAGUCAGAGUUUUUUCUGAGUAAUACAAAAACCAUCACUUACAUAAUUUGUAUAAGAAACUUUAAACAGUUUUAAUCAAAACUAUGAGUAACAUCAAAAAUGCUUUAAGAUUCUAUAUUUUGGAAUACCUGUGAAGUAGUAUGACUACAUCAUGUUAAAUAUUUAUUUUCUUCUAUGAUUUUGGAGCAGCAAUUUUUAUUUUAAAUAAAAUUCCACUUUUAAGAAAUUCAGGGAAGAUUUGGUCACAUUGAAGAUACAGUAUUUUUGUAGUAUUUAUAAACUGUUCUAAAUGAUAGACUAUAGAAAACAUUUUUGUCAUAUGAAGGUAAAUCAGUCCAUUAUUUUGGAUCAUUUAAACUGAACAUUACACCUUCUGGGCUUUGAUUUAUGAAGUGGCACAGAAUCUAACUUUGCACUGAAUAUCUUUUCAUUCACAUCUCCUCUGCCUUAGUCACAAUGGCAACAGUACAGAAAAUUCUAUCAAACCUCAGAAUAUAGUAGAAAUAAUUAAGCUGUUGAAUGAGUCUUAAAAAUUAUACUACUGUUAAGUGGACCAAGUUUGGUGAAGCAGAAUGUGACAAAGGUUGAUUAAGGAAGGAACAACUCAAGGACAUUGGGAAUGAUAACUUUUCCACUUGAGAACUACUUUAUGUUUUACUGUAAUUUUUAAAGUUUUUUUGUCCUUUUUGUUAUUUUGCAAAAGAAAAUAGUAUUUACAGGUGGCUUCUUUUAAAAUAUAAAAAUAUAAAGCAGGAAUGUAUAUGAAAUGUCAGAUUUUAUUGUAUUUGCAGAGUAUUAGCUUUGAAAUUGAAUAAAGAAAGCUGUUUGUAGUUUUAAAAUGCCUUAUUGGUAUCAAUUAGAAAUUUCUUCUAUUUUUUGAUGUACUUAGAGCUUUUUGAGUGUAGAAUUUUAAAUGGCAGGAUUUUACAGUGUUUACAUGCAAGUGCAUUUUAUAAGUGUUCUAUAUGUGUAAAAUAGUAUUUUCAACUGGAAAGUGUUGGCUAGUGCAAAAGGCCUGGCCAUUUUCUGGUUCCCAUGAUGUUGCCUACACUGCUAGACUACAGUUUAGUAUCGCUUUGUAUCAUGAGGCCAAGAAAUUCCAUGUUGUUUGUAAAUAGAAUAAUUGAAAAAGCAAUAAACAUUUAUUGAACAAAAGAAACCUUGUUUGGCCCAGAGUUUAUGUUGAACCAAAUGGUUCAUAGAAUUUUGAAUUUCUUUAGAUUCAUUUCUGUUAAUCAUCAGUUAUUAAUAAUCACAUCCAUCAUUAAUAGUUGCUUUAAUGCUUGCAUCUUAGAGAAUACUAAUGCUUAAUAGCAGUCAGAUACUGAUAACUGCACUGACUGUUUAAAAAUUCUGUAUACCAAACCUAUUCAUUGUUGUUUUUCAAUUUCCUUCAUUGACUGCUACUAACUAUUAGUUGUUAGUUGUAUUUUAUUUCUAUUUUUUCUUGUUAACCAGUUUUUUUUUUUUUUUUGUGGGAGUGGGCUCUUCUUCAUUUGUUCAAAUCAUGAUACGAAAUUGUCAUGAUUUUAAUUGUAUUCUGUAGAUGGUGUCAAUCAGUUUGUCAGAAUUAAACAUGCUUUUUUUUUUAUUAGUUGUGAUUAGUUUUUCAUGUUGUCAUUAAGCCGUCACUAGCUGAAACUAAUCUCUUCUCUAUCUUUUCUUUUCUUUUUUUUGUUUUGUUUUUUUUUGUUUCUAACCACCCAGCCGCCACCGGCAACUAACCUAUGACCUUCUGACCUCUGAACUCUUCACCCAAUGAUGACCUGACCAUGCCUGCCUGCUGAUCAGUUAACUGGUAAUCGCCUUUGCUUGCCUGUCGUCAGUGCAGCGAGCUGAGGCACUUGUCCGUUCGUCUUACCAUCUAACCAAACAAAAGACAAAGAAAUUGUUGUCCUCCAACUCAGCUUUUUUUUUUUUUUUUUCCUGUUUGGGUGAAAGUGGUUCUAGAAACUGCACUGAAUAGUAGUAAAGCAAUAAGGCCCAAUUCAUCCCACAGCACUGAUCAUCUUUUAAUAUCCCACCCUAAGCGAACGGUAAGAAGGCCUCUCUUAAGAAGGGGAGACAGAUGGUCCUUAACUACUCAAUGACAGAGGCAGUUACUGUGAGAGACUUCUAGGAAUCUUUUUCUUCUCAUAGCGAAGUCAAAGCUCUCUCUGAAUGUACUGUGUGAUGAUGCAUCAUGCAUGAACCUUCGGUCAGGGAUAUCAUUGGUGAAGUGAUUUCAAAAAGUAUUCAAAAUUUGAUAUGCUGUUUAGUCACUACAGUGCCCUCAAAGGGCAGAAGUUGCAGCCUUUUUUAUAUUGCCUGCCAAAAUUUGAAGUAUUAGAAGAAAGUGUGCCAUGAGAGAAAAACUUAAGGAGUUUUGAAAAGUAAUGCAAAUAACAAAACUGCAACACUAUUUUUAAAAAGAUAAAUAUCUGAGUUAAAAUUACUGAAUCUUUAUUUUACACCUAAAAAAAUAUGAGAACAAGGUACAUGCAUUAUGUGUCACAUUACUGGGCAAACUGUUCAAGUAUUUUUUUUUAAACCUCCCUGUAUAGAAAAAAAUCAUUAAGGAUGUAAAAGCCAUGCUUGCCUAUUUGCUGUAUACAUGUAAUGAAAUUGUAGAUAAAGUGUAGUGCAUUGAAACAAAUGAACAAAAAGUAGAUACUUUUACUAUACAAGGGUGCUGGUGCAGAAAAAAAUAUAUAUAUUUUUGGAAAUGUAGCAUUUUAUACUUUCAAGUGUUAUAAAAAAAAAGAAAAAGAACAAAGAAACCCUUUAUUUCAUUAAAUGAUUUUUUCUGGUGGUUGUCAAGAAACAAAAGACCAAAAGAGCCUUUUUGUCUUUCUUUUUUAUUUUUUAAGUAUUGGAAUAAGUCUAAAGAAAAGAAAGUGCCUUAUUUUCCUUCAUGGUCAUUCAGUCAAGUGUCUCAUAAAGAUCAGCUCCUCCCUCAGAAUACAAGUUAAUGCAUGUUACUCAGUCGCCCAGUAUGUGAAAGAAGAUAUGAGGGAGACAAAUGAGUUGAUAGUUUGAAUUAUAGGAUUUUUGCCACGUUACCUUGAUGCAAAUUUGCCAAAUCUGAUACUGUGAAAAGAUUUGAUAACUUUUCUAAUGCCUGACUAGUAAGUUUUAAAACAUCAUUCUUUAAAAGAAUAGUUUAAUACUUUUGGUUAUUCCAAUCUUCAAUGUUAACCCAAAGGAUUCUGAGAUAAAAAUUAUGUGUCAUCUAAACUUCAGUUUACAGACAAAAUUAGAGCUUUGUUUUAUUUGGAGAAGGGGGAUGCAUUCAUUUGAUUUUGUUUUUUGUUUUUAAUUAAUUGAAUAUAAUAGGAUACCUAGCAAAUGUUUUCACAAAAGUGAAUCUUUGUGAUUUUCAUUCUAGAAAACAAUGUUUUAAAUCACCCAAAUUUAAUCACAUGUCUUUAUAUCAUACCAGAUAACUGGUGUAGUGUAUCCUUUUACUGUUUCAAUAACCUCUGCCUCCCCCACCCCUUAACUUUAAAAGAAUGUGAAAAACUAGCAUCAUAGUGCAUAUAAAUACUCAACCACAUUUCAGCUUAAGCUUCUAAUUUCUCAAGAAGUUGAAACAGUUAGUUAUGUAGUUGAAGCAAUUUGUGUGCAAAGCCUACAUCUAAACACUUGAGUGAAUAAUCAUUAACUGCUCAGUACCAGACGUGGCAAAUCUCAAGUGACAGUGGACCCCCCCCCCCGCCCAGCUUAUCAACUCGUCCCCUCUUCCACACCUUCCCAGCAUCACAGUCAGAGGUCAGCAGGAAGCUGAGUCAUUACCUUCUUGGUGACCUCCCCCACCAUCUUGUCUCACUUGGAAACCGUUGUCAGUUUAUUUACUAUGCAAUAGACAUUCAUUGUUUUGUAUCCAGCUAGCUUUGGUUUAAUAUGCCACUGCUUUGUCUUUCUGUUACACAUACAGUUUUGAUUUAUUUACAAUAUAUGCUGUGCCAUUUUGAUUUUUAUAUUGUUUGGUUGGUUGAAUAAAUUUGCGACACUCAAACACUUGAGGUGAUAGUUGUUAAAAACAAUACCAGUAUUUGAUCCAGUUUCAUCUCAACUAUGUUAUACCUGGACAUUUUAGAUGUUUAUCAAAGGUCUUUUAUGGGGAAGAAAGUAAAUGUAUGAAAUAAUAAAUGUGUGACAUUUAUAGGGAAUGUUGGCUCUGAACAAACUUUUGAAAACUUGGUUGACAAAAUUUUGGAUCAACUGAAAAAAGCAUGACUUUUGAAAUCUCUGAAUGCCUUGGUUCUCAGUAUUAUCAUUCUUUAUUGAAUUUAUUUCUUAUUAAAAUAUGUAGUUUUUAAGACUUUUUUUCUGACAGUAUUAUGUAAUUUUUUAGCGUGGGUAGAUGGGAGUGUCGCUUGUAUGUUAUCGUACAGCUGACAUGUAUUUUUGUCUAUUCUUUAUUAUCUUAGUUUCAUGCUAUGUAUGUACCAUAACCAACCUAUUGCCUAUGAGAAACAUGUAAGAUAAUGUAUUUACAGCCAUUGUUACAAGUUUAUAAUGUAUUUUUCUAUCUUGUUUUAUAUGUAUGUUAUAUAACAUUCAAAAAGAAUUUUUUUCUUGAUUGAGAAAAGGAUACAAAAUGCAAAAUCCACAAUUUUGAUAACUGAAAAUUGCCAAUUGUUUUGCAGUACUUUAUUAUAUUGGGUGUCUUGUCUUUUUUGGGCUUUUAGUUAGCUAAUGAAUGAAUACAUUAGACACUUUUGGGUUUUAGUUGGGAUUUUACAUAGCUUGCAUUUUAAUUCUUUGGUUCUUUGCUGUUUCUAUUAACCCACAGCAUUAUUUUAAUAAAUGUUAUAAUACCAACCUACUAACUCUGGACUUUGUCUGUUUAUUAACCUUUAUAUGUUUAAUUAAAAUAAACAAAUAAAGACAAAAGAAUGUAAAGUCUUGAGUUACUGGACUAACCCUGAAGAACGUGACCACAGAUAACAUAGUGUGACUUGUUUUUAUGUUGUUUGUCAGCUGACAGUUUUGCACACUACUGUUAAAAUGGCUUUGGUUAUUCUGGUCUUUUAGCUUGGGGGCCGGGGCGGGUGUGGGUGUAGGUGCAGUAGAGAUGGGAACAAAGUAGCCUUUGUUUGAGGCAUUCUUCUCUUGCCACUUGCCUUUCAGCAUCUGCAUUACUAAUUCCACACCUUAUUUUUCCUUCUCCAAAAUAAUCACUGUCUGCUCACAGCAUCGAGUAAAAAGAUACAUUGUCAUGGUAUAUACCUGGAGAAACCAGUUUGAUUCUUUGUUGAACCAUUUCUUUUAAUUUCUGUAAAUAAGUAAUUUUAUGGUCACAUUGUAAAGCAGAGAAACUGUUGAUAUUUUACCUUUAUUUAGAUUUUUGUUUUAACUUGACCUUUUUCCUUUGGAAAGCGUUGAACUUGUUUAGCUAACUACUCCUAUUAGGGGAGCUUAACUUGGGUAAAGUCAAAGGCCCACUGGCUGUUUCUCAUGGUGGCCUGAAGCCCCGCUGCUUUCCAGUGAGGAAAAGAACCCUCAGCACGUUACUGAGCUUUCCUCAGGUAUUUUUUUCUCUGUCACCUACUUUACAAAUACAGUCAGACUAAAACAUUAAACAAGAAGUUUAAGGGGGAAUAACAUUGGGAUUUGAAAAGUUGUAUGUGAUUAAUUUCUUGCAUGCAAAUCAAUUUAAGAUUUCUUAAAUAUCUUCAUGCUUUUCUUGGCUGGAACUUGGGUAAAUUAACCUGUAAUUAUGAAUUAUUUAGUUUAACUCAAGGUGCAUUUUUAUUUCACAGAUUGAUACUUGCUUUUUUCUGUGAAACAGUUCUCCUAGAUACCAAAAUCCUCAGGAUGAAUUUUUGCAUUUGUAAAUAACAAUUUAUCUUUGUAAAUUACAUUUUAUUUAUUUAGAGUUCUAAAAUUGAGGGCUGAAAUGAAUGACAUGUAAUAGAAGACAAAACUGUACCAAUACGCUGUUAACCAAUCAGACUGUCCAGGUAUUCUCAUUUCAUAAAUAUGUAUACACACAUAUAAAUACACAGAGUAGUGUUAGCUGAUGUGAGUGAUAACAGCGAAUCACCAUUGAGAUGGUCAUUUGGAUCAUGUAAACAAACCGUGUCAUGUCUCUGAUGGGAGCGGUGGGUAGUGUACUGUUAGGUGGACAGGUCUUUUAACAUGCUACUAUUUGUAAAAGUUUCCGUUGCCAUAACAGUUCAUGUAGUAGUCUGUGAAAAUUCGAAGCUGUCUGUCAAGCUGCUAAUAUACAAGUUGUCAUGGUACCAUGUAACUUAAAUUGAUGAAUUUCUAUGCAAUUUACUAUUCUCUGAAGCCUAUGAAUGCAGCCUCAUCUCAUUUUCAGUUAAGGGUACUUUAUGUAUAAUUAUGUCAUUGCUGCCUUUUAUGUAGGAAAUGUAAAAAAGUUUUAAAAGGCGAAAAUAACAUUACAGAUUUCAUUUUUAUACAGGUUACAAUAUUAAACAUGAAACUACCAAAUUCCAAGAAUAGUAAAAUUCUAGAGUCAGUUGAUUGAUUGAAACUAUUUGACAAAACAGUUGAAAGCUGAGCUUUCAGUCAAGAAGUUGGUGAAAUUAAUGUCCUUAAACUUUUCCUUUAGGCAAAAUGUCAGGGAAAACUUAACAUGAAAGUAGUUACUCCCAUACGCACCAGUGCAGUAGCUCCAGGUGUAAGAGGUCACGAAGGCACCCUGCCCAUAAAACCAGGAUGUGCAUACGUACACACAAUCGGUGUCUGGUUAUGGUUUUCUAAACACUACAUAAGGAUCUGAAUUUUUUAGUGUGCCAAAAGCAAACGAUAGGUUUAAAUGAAAUUGCUCACUACCAAAUCAAGACUCUUCAUAUAUAUACGUGUGUGUAUAUAUAUAUGUCAUAACACUUUCACGUGUGACAGCCUAAGGUUUCUUUAGUUUUAGGAUGGGGUGGGGUGGGAGUGGUUUUGCAUGUUUGACCAGGAUGUGAUGCCUGUCUUUAUUCCUUGAUAAGAAGUAGCUGUUACAGCAUUUCAAGCAAAUUAUUUUAGGUAGAAUAGAACUUACUGCCAAAUGAUUAUUUAUUUAGCAAAAAUUAUUCUCCAACUUUUCGAAUUCACAAUUUUUCUAAGUGCAUAGAGUAGUUUUUUACAUUGUCACGAAUUCCUUAAUACCUUUAUUUAAAAUGGAAAAAAUAUGGACAAUAUUUUAGAAAUAUGUGCUACACAUCUAAUUUUAUCUGUAGUUUAAGUGAUCUAAAUUGAGAUGCCUUUGAUAUGAAGAGAUUUACCAACAUUAUAUGCACUCGUGCCUUCAAUGUGGAAUCAAACUGGUUAACCUCAGCACAGUCCUCUCGUUUCUGUGUUUCUGCUGCACUAAUUGCCAGGGGGUGGGGGAGAAGGCGAAUGAAUUAAUUCAUAGUAGAAGGAGGCGAUAGGUGCAGCAAAGGGCAGCCACAGUGUUGAUUCCACAUUAUAAUGUUGUUGCCUCUUCUUGGCAAAAGACACCACAUUGUGGGAAGAUCUCAGCUUCCAGGGUAAAAGUUAAUUUAUAACUUAAAAGUGCUAUUAAGUUUUUAUUACCAAAUAUAUCUUUUAUGGUUUAUAUUGUAGUGGUAUGUAUGAAACAUUUAAAAUUUUACUGUGGAAAUUGUGUAUAUAUAUAUAUAUAGUCGAAAUAGGUGUUCACAGGUCACAUGUGAACGGAGAACUGCAUGACCGUACAUGAAAUGCAAUAAACCAACUGGAAAAAGUGCAUGUGCUUCAUCCUCUCAAGCCAACUGCAGCUGGAAAGUGCUGCUUAUCCUCCACCCCCAGAAAAUGCAUGUAUCAAUAUGAGAAUAAAGAACGCACACUUUCAAUUUUAUUGAGGCUUUCAACACUAUUUAAAAGAAAAUGUAAGAAUUUGACAUUCUGGAGUUAUUAUAACAUUAGAAAAUGAGCAUAACAUUCACUCUGAUUUUAGCCAUUAAGGGAGAUUAGUAAACAGACUGCUACAGUGUUCCAUAGUUGGACUGUGCAUCCAAAACAUUUUUUUAUCUUUAAUAAAUGGUACAGUUUUUAUGUAGUUUUCGAAUGUAAGAAGAAAGGAAUGCUGACCAAAACUUGAUUUCAUCAGCUUCAUGAAAAGGACUAGUGUCAUUAACCUGUUGAACAGAAUUGGUUUAUUAAAAAAAUCAUUUCCAGUAGUGUGAAACCUUUACGAGUCUUUAACAUCUAAAUGUUAUGACUCCUUGUACCUUAAGUUUUCCAGUCUUUCUUAUUUAUAUCAUCUCCAAGUACCUCUGGCUCCUUUCCUCUUGCUCACCGGAACCUUAGUUUUCCUCAACAGAAUGCUUUGUUAAAGUAGCCCACAGUUGCAGGAUCCAUAGCACCGUCGUGCAGACUAGCAGCCCAAAGGUGUGUUUGGUUUGGCUUAUACGGUGUUUUGCUUUUUAAACUACUUGCCAUAAUUUAAAAGUGGCAACACUAGACUUAAAAAAAAAAAAGUCUGAUUGCCCAUAUUAGAUUUUUUUUUUAAUUCUUCACAAAAUCUGCUCUUCCUGAAAGAUCAAAGUGUCUAGAAAGCCCAAACAUGUAUUCUUAACAUAGUAGGCACCAGCUGAAACUGAGUAAUUAAACGGUCCCCUGAAGCCAAGUAUUCCCUGGUUAGUCGCCACCCCACCACUCCUUCCUGUCUCUAGUGUCACACUUGGGCUGUUGAUUUUCUUACUCUUCUCUUGCUUUAAUCCUUCCCCCCGGCUCUCUGGCUCCUGUGGAUAUCUGUGCUUGUUUCCUGGUCCAGGAUGGUGAUCUGACUUUCAAACCAGCUUCUCAAAAGGGGUGACAUAAAAUCAGUUUUGAUGUUUUUCCUCCUGAAAAAUCAGAUGAAUAUUUUAGUCACUGUUACUCAUGCACAUUGUGUUCUUAUGUUUACAGAAGUGCUUAAGUGAAUGGAAGCACUAGACAUUUGGAUUUCCUUCCUAACGUAAUUUUUAAUGAUUACCCCUUUUAUACAGUAAUUUGUGGUCUUUAGAAAGCAGUUAAACUAAUUGACCAUCUAAUAGUUGUACUAUACAUAUGUCUAAAAUAAUAGUCAUGGUAAGUUUGGCAUCAUAUCUUCCCCAAAAAAUGUUUAUUAAAAUUAGAUUAUUCCAGUUUAAUGCUAUUUUGUGAACUGUAUACCCUCUGAAAGCGCUUAUUUUUACAUGCUACACAACAGUUCCAAUUUUAAGGAGUGUCUCCUAAAAUUGGGAUGAAAAUCUACUGUAGUCUGUUUUAAAGUAUGCUAUACUAUGUUCAUUGGUUACUUAACUGGAUAUUAAUAUAAAGGUUAUUACAAGAAAAAUGAUGAAGAGCAAAAGGAGAAGAAAAUAUUUGCAAGUGAAUCCACAAUUCUUGCAGAACUAUUUGAGUUGAUACUAAAGAUUUUAUGUUCACUCCUUUACCUUAGAACUGUCAAGCUUGGGAAUGAGGAAAGUGCCUUGGCUGUGCUUGAAACCUGAAUUUUAGUGCUUCCCUUAUUACAUUCAUUGUUUUCAAUGAUUGAUUUAUAAAAUUAAGACAUACUGGUAGUACAAGUUGAAAGUUGGUUUGAAUACAUUUUAAUUAAAUGAUAAUAUGUUAAUAUGCUUUUGUUCAUUGCUUUCUCACUGAGGUAAAACAGCAUUAAAAAGUUGUCCAGAAUUUAAA
This is a messenger RNA of Homo sapiens (human), 16283 nucleotides long. It is a transcript of the gene QKI, whose product is annotated as QKI, KH domain containing RNA binding. Gene Ontology annotation, biological process: regulation of astrocyte differentiation; negative regulation of cold-induced thermogenesis; regulation of multicellular organismal development. Gene Ontology annotation, molecular function: nucleic acid binding; mRNA binding; mRNA 3'-UTR binding. Bases 477 to 1436 code for a protein of 319 amino acids. The record is from RefSeq and is marked reviewed. The transcript has 6 exons. NCBI's taxonomy places the organism in Eukaryota, Metazoa, Chordata, Mammalia, Primates, Hominidae. Gene Ontology annotation, cellular component: cytoplasmic stress granule; nucleus; cytosol.